This is a messenger RNA of Suillus subalutaceus, 2335 nucleotides long. RefSeq lists its product as uncharacterized. The coding region runs from base 1 to 2313 and encodes 770 amino acids. Lineage: Eukaryota; Fungi; Basidiomycota; Agaricomycetes; Boletales; Suillaceae. The record is from RefSeq and is a predicted model, not a curated record. The transcript has 3 exons.
AUGUCACACACAAUACCCCAAGUCCGCAGACGUACGAAGCUCAGGUCGUCCGGAGUCAGACCAGAUUCUAAUGUCGUUCGCGCGUCGGUUUUCGAGACUGCCCUUGAGCUUGGGAUCCACAAUUCCACUGUCGCGAAUUGGAUAUUCAAUAGUCCCUUGCCUGAGGAGGUAGAAGAAUUGGAGGAUAUCCCUCCUGAAACGGAGGCAGAAGAGAUCUUGACUCCUGCCCUCACUUUUGGCUCGCAUACUGCGAGUGAUGAUUCGUCAACGACGUCCUCCCCGCAAAACAACGUUGCAUCCGCAAGGCAGAAUCACAUGCACAAGCCGAGCGUGUUCGAACCUCCCCACGUGCAUUUCGAUGAUUUUGCUUCCGCGCAGCUGAUGCUAUCAUUGCCUCCGCUGAACGCGCCAGUCAAUGAGAGGGAGCGGGCCGGAAUGAGGAUAUCGCACGUCAAAACCGACCGCAAAUGUGCCACGCCGAGUUCCGCAAAGUCUGAAGCGGGCUAUGUGAGCGAUGGUCAAUAUCUUUCUGACAGCGCUGGUUUCAAAAAGUCUGGCAAACUGAAAGGAAAAGGCAAGAAAGGAAAGCCACCAGCCUUGGACUUGCGCCCCGGACCUGAUGAAGCGCCCGGUUAUUCUUCGGAUGGAGGAUAUCUCUCUGCGUCAUCAAGCAAGUCGCAAGGGAAGGCUAGUAAGGGCAAAUCUCGGGCAAUGGCUUUCUUUCGAAGGAAGCCAAAGAAGCAGCGAGCCAGCGAUGAAGAGGAUGAUAACUACAUACCACCAGUCCCCGCGAUGCCUCCAAUGGCAGUUCCUUCGAGUCCAAGACCUUUGAAGCAUCUUAUCGCAGCACCUGCAUCCCCUACGCGAUCUGGCUUCACUCCUCUGACGCUGAACUUUAAUACCUCAACUCGAUCGUCAAGUCCUGUCUUGCACUCAAGAAAAGACCGCGCUAGUCCCCCAGUUGCUCGAGUAGCAACGCCUUCCUCUGCAACUCCUCGACCAUUCGAACAGACGGUAAAUUCCACGCCGUCGCCUUCACCUUCGCCUGUGCCUUCGUCUACACCUGCUGUCGCUCUUCCGUCUAUGCUGGUAUCUCACGCACCGACUUCCAGUGCACCCCUUAGUGUGGUAUCACCUCCUAUCUCACAGGCUCCUGCAACUCCCGUCCGUUCAUCUCCAACUCCAAUCGCCUCUCCCCGGCAUAUCCCUAUUCGACCCGCGGCUCCUCCACCUACGCAGCCAUUGCCACAGCCGCCUCCGUCUCCCAUACCAUCCACGCCGUCACGAAAGGCCCCUGGACCACCACCCACGCAAGCACUGCCUCCAGUGCCAGCGCGUCCGCUCCCCGUCCCACCGUCUACGCCGACGACGCCCUCGCGGAGACUGCCACCUUUCCGACCGGUUGCAAUACCUGCGCCUACAGCUCCAUUAGUUCCUCGCCGACAUCCGCAAGCUCAGCCGCGGGUUCUGUUUUCUCCUCGUCCACAGCCGUCACAUAGCGCAUCUGAUUCAGUUGUGCCGCAAUACACGCAUGACAAUGGUGAGGCGUCACCGAGGAGGUACCAGAGCUACAGCGCUGUUCCUAGUGAUGACAACCCUGAGAGCCACCCUCCGAAGCAUGGUGGUAUGGUAGGGAGACAGCAUUCGGAGAUGCAGCCACCACCAUUUCUACAGCGGCGCAUGCAUGGGAUGCAGGGAUCCCCGCGGCACCCACCCCCAGAUUCACCUCUCCCACAGGUUCCGAAUACGCGGUCUAUGCAUGCUCCAGUGUUCCCCUCGAAAUUCCACGAACACUUUUCGUCGGUGUCGUCAAUGGGAUAUCCUUCGCCUGCUCUGCGCAGUACAAGUGGGUCUGGCUCCUCGUCUGACCCGUCUGUUCGCUCUAUACGCUCCUCCAAUGCGCCGUCAGUAUCUACUUCUGACAGUCACGGACACUCGAGUCGUCAUUCGGGAGGGGUUGUAGAUACGCGCCCAGAAACAAGAACUUCCUCACGGUCAGGGUCCAGUUACGGGAAGCAAAUUACGGCCAGCAUCCCUCUGGCACACUCACAUUCGUCUAUGCUCGAUACCCGGAGCGACUUCAGUGCCAGCGUCUAUGAUGAGCGUUCGAGCACGUACAACGAGGAGGGAGGAAAUGAUCCCAAGGGCGCACAGGCUGACGACGAGGGUGACGAUGAUGCAUCGUUCUAUCCCUCAGAUGAGCAGACGGCUGGUAGGCGUACGAUGUACCUGGUGGAAAAUGGCCGGGGUAUGGAUGAUGACGGAGAUACGUUCCCGCCCGCAUUACCGCCCCUGGUAGGAAGAUACUUUUAACUGACUUUGGGAUAUGUUACCG